UCGCGUGAUUUUAGCGGGAAUUGUAGUUUCGCGGCAGGCAUGUACGGUGCAUGCAGCUGAAACUACUCUCCUCUUCUAAUUGCUUUUACGGUGCACGUUGCAUUACUUGUCACCGCGCAACCACGACUUUUUCUUUCACCUUACUACUCUUUCUCAAAGAAAAUAAAAUUAAUUGAACGAAUCUUUUGUGCGAGUGAAUUUUUCGCAGUGCUAAUUGUUCAUCACCGAUUGAUAGGACCCAGGAGGAACACUAAGGGAAUAUUUAAUGAAUUCGUCGGUGAAACAUACAGGUGAAGACGUUAAGUCUGAGGAAUCUGGUCCUGCAGAUUUCGAACGAGCAAUCAUAAGUUCUGGUUAUGGAAAGUUCAACUACUUAUUGCUGUUGGCCGUGUUGCCUGCCAGUUUCUCCAGCAUCUUCUCUUCGUCGGCGAUGUCAUACGUGUUGCCGUCUGCAGAAUGCGACCUGGGUCUUACCAUGUUCCACAAGGGUCUCCUCAACUCGAUGACAUUCGCAGGAAUGAUCAGCACCUCGUUUUUCUGGGGAUUCAUGACUGAUACGUUUGGUCGUAGGAAGAUCAUGGUUUAUGGAUACAUGGUCACCGGGGUCAUGAGCCUGGCCACAUGUUUCUCCCAUGCCUCUUGGCUCUUAAUUUUGUUCAAAUUCAUCGAUGGUGUGAUCAUUUCUGGCCCCUAUGCCGCAUUAAUGUCUUAUUUAGCGGAAGUACAUAAUGAGACUCAGCGUUCUCGUAGUUACAUGUGGUUAGGGGUGUUCUUCUCCUUAGGAAAUAUUUCUCUACCUUGUAUCGCAUGGCUAAUCAUUCCACAAAAAUGGACCAUCAAUAUCGGAAGCGGCCCGAUGGAAAUCAAUUCUUGGAGAGUGUUCCUAGCAAUUUGUUCGUUACCAGAAUUUCUAGCCUGUGUUGCCCUAUUUGCGUUCCCCGAAAGCCCUCGUUUCCUUUUAUUGAAAGGUAGAAGAGAAGAGGCUCUCGAAGUUUUUAAAAAAAUCUACUCAGUUAACACUGGUAAAGAAGCAGAUACAUACCCGAUAAAAGAUCUCGAGGACGAGUAUUCCGUUGUAACGUGUAGUAACACAGUUAAGGAUAAAUUACGAUCGGGUUGGAUGCAAAUCAAACCCUUGUUUGUGUCACCAAAUAUCUGUAAACUUGUUAUAAUAAGUUUGAUACAGUUGGGAGCCACGAUAGGAUCAAACUCCAUUAGACUAUGGAUGCCACAAUUAUUUACUAUGAUGGAACACUUCAAGAACGAUUACGCGAAACAGGAGUACGUAAGCUCUCAACCACGAUUUUGUUACAUGUUAGGACAGGAUGCCAAUCGUAGUUCCUCAAUGAGUUUCGUUAAUGAAACUGCGAAUCUUGCUCACAAAUGCAUACCGGCGGAAUUAAAUUCAACGGUAUUUAUUAAUUCUAUCGUGAUAGCUACAACUGGUGUUGUAGGGUACACAUUAGCAGGCUCCUUAAUCACUGUUAUAGGAAAAAAGAAGUUGAUAGCAACCUGUUUCAUGGUAGCGGCAGCUUGUUGCGCAUCUCUGUACUGGGCAGAUAAUAGUAACAGUAUUCUCGGUUUAUCCUCAGUUUUCGUGGCUAUGGCAAGCAUAGGUGGUGCCUGUGUCGUAAAUGUUAUCGUCGAUAAUUUUCCCACUUGUUUAAGAACUAUGGCAGUUAGUUUAACUAUGAUGGUCGGCAGAAUUGGAGCAGUCGUAGGAAACUUGUUGUUUCCACUUUUAUUUGAUUUAUCCUGCUUGGGUCCCUUCAUUAUGAUCGGUUCUGCUUCUUUAGUAUCGGCUGUAUUGGUUGUUUUUCUUCCCCGGAAACAUUCGGAAAAGGACAAAUCGAAGCAAAUCGCCUAAAGAUCAUUGUAGUAUUGGAUAAAACAUAUUUAACCAGUUAGUGAUAGCUGAAAGAUUCGCUUGUAAAUAUACCUUAUCUCUGGUCUUUCGUCGACUGUGUGUAAUUUCGAUGCAUGAUUUCUUUUAUCAUGUAAAUAUGUAAAUAUAAUACAGUUAUACUCGUCUAGCAUAAGAUCCCCUCACCGCUUUUAUAUGUUUGCGUGAAAAUUAAGUUCGGUCUGCAGAACGAGUGUGUAUCAUAAGUGAGAUUUUUACUAAAUCUCGUAACUGAACGGCGUGAAAUAAUUAUUAUAGAACAAUCCUUCAUCGUAUUUUAAUCGUUUUCUCAGCUAGUGAAUCGUUAGGUAGCAUAUUAAUUGAAUCGCGACAUGGUAAAACGAUGUAACAUAGAAGAACAUCAUUGUUAUAUAAUAAACCUAUUUUAUUAUUGUUUUAA
This is a messenger RNA of Osmia bicornis bicornis, 2303 nucleotides long. Its product is annotated as synaptic vesicle glycoprotein 2C-like. Gene Ontology annotation, biological process: transmembrane transport. Gene Ontology annotation, molecular function: transmembrane transporter activity. NCBI's taxonomy places the organism in Eukaryota, Metazoa, Arthropoda, Insecta, Hymenoptera, Megachilidae. The transcript is spliced from 12 exons. The record is from RefSeq and is a predicted model, not a curated record. Bases 266 to 1867 code for a protein of 533 amino acids. Gene Ontology annotation, cellular component: membrane.